UGUGAUACUAAUUAGCAAAGAUGGCGCUGGAUGUCGCAGGCAAUAUGGAGUUCUGCUUGGCACAUGAUGAUACGUCAAUGUUAUAUCUAUAAUUUUAUCAGAAUUUUGCAAUAUUGAUACUAAUACGCGUGAGAGAGAACAUUCACUGAGAGAAUUUAUCCAUUGUUUAAUAUUAUUAUGCUUUUGAGAAGAGUUUUAUUUCAUAUGAGAUACGUAAUCUUAUGCCAAACAAUCUUAUAGGUUAUAGUCUUGAAUUGAUUGACAGAACGAAAAGAUGUAUUUUAAUAUAUGUCGGCGAUUGACACGAACUUGCGUUAGACAAAUAUAUACCAACGUAUCGCGAAAUUUAAUGAAAGAUCACUCUGACACCUCGUUUCAAAAAAGGAUACGCUCAACUACUUUGUAUUGGACUGGAGUCGGAGUUCUGAUAGUUGGAUUGAGUUACUCCGCAGUGCCUUUGUAUAGAAUGUUUUGCCAGUCAUAUAGUUAUGGUGGAACGAUAUCAGCUGGUCAUGAUACUACUAAAGUGAGCACAAUGUCACCUGUUAACAAUAGGAAAAUCAAAAUUAAAUUUAGUGCAGAUACAGCAGCAUCGAUGCAAUGGAACUUUAAGCCACAGCAAACAGAAAUUACAGUUGUUCCUGGAGAGACAGCUUUAGCAUUUUACACAGCCACGAAUCCAACCAAUGAACGAGUCAUUGGAAUAUCCACAUAUAAUGUUUUACCUUUUGAAGUAGGACAAUACUUUAAUAAAAUACAAUGUUUCUGUUUUGAAGAACAGAUGCUUAAUCCGCAUGAACAAGUCGAUAUGCCAGUGUUCUUCUAUAUUGACCCAGAAUUCACAGAAGAUCCAAAAAUGGAAUUUGUUAAUGAAAUAGUCUUGUCUUAUACAUUCUUCGAAGCCAAACCAGGAUUCAAUCUGCCUAUACCAAGCUAUGCCAAAAGUCAUUCAGUAAAGUAAAACGUUAUUAUUUCCGAUAGUUACUAUAAUUGUACAAAAUAAAUAUUUAAUGCCUUUUUUUCAAA
This is a messenger RNA of Formica exsecta, 1026 nucleotides long. It is a transcript of the gene Cox11, whose product is annotated as cytochrome c oxidase assembly protein COX11, mitochondrial. Lineage: Eukaryota; Metazoa; Arthropoda; Insecta; Hymenoptera; Formicidae. The transcript is spliced from 4 exons. Bases 275 to 961 code for a protein of 228 amino acids. The record is from RefSeq and is a predicted model, not a curated record. Gene Ontology annotation, molecular function: copper ion binding. Gene Ontology annotation, cellular component: mitochondrial inner membrane.